Molecule: messenger RNA, 843 nt
Organism: Penicillium oxalicum
Lineage: Eukaryota; Fungi; Ascomycota; Eurotiomycetes; Eurotiales; Aspergillaceae
Product: 14-3-3 adaptor artA-like protein
Exons: 8
Coding region: 1-843 (280 amino acids)
Biological process (GO): signal transduction
Cellular component (GO): cytoplasm
Source: RefSeq, a predicted model, not a curated record
AUGGGUUCUGAGCGUGAGAACAAGACGUUCCUCGCGCGACUCUGCGAGCAGGCCGAGCGCUACGAUGAGAUGGUCAGCUACAUGAAGGAAGUCGCCAACAUUGGCGGCGAGCUUACCGUCGAUGAGCGCAACCUCCUGUCCGUUGCUUACAAGAACGUUGUGGGUACCCGCCGUGCCUCCUGGCGCAUCAUCUCCUCCAUCGAGCAGAAGGAGGAGUCCAAGGGCUCUGAGGAGCACGUUUCUAUCAUCCGCGACUACCGUCAGAAGAUCGAGACCGAGUUGGAGAAGGUUUGCCAGGACGUUUUGGAUGUCUUGGACGAGUCCUUGAUCCCCAAGGCCGAGACUGGCGAGUCCAAGGUCUUCUACUACAAGAUGAAGGGCGACUACCAUCGUUACCUCGCUGAGUUCGCUUCUGGUAACAAGCGCAAGGUUGCCGCCACCGCUGCCCACGAGGCCUACAAGAACGCCACCGAUGUUGCCCAGACCGAUCUUACUCCCACUCACCCCAUCCGCCUCGGCUUGGCCCUGAACUUCUCCGUCUUCUACUAUGAGAUCCUGAACUCACCCGACCGCGCCUGCCACCUUGCCAAGCAGGCUUUCGAUGAUGCCAUUGCCGAGCUUGACUCACUGUCGGAGGAGAGCUACCGUGACAGCACCCUCAUCAUGCAGCUCCUGCGCGACAACCUCACGCUCUGGACCUCGUCCGAAGGCAAUGAGGGUGCCGAGGGCGUCGCUCCCAGCCAGGACAAGCCUGAGGAGGAGGCUGCUGCUCCCGCCGCCGCCGCUGCCCCUGCUGCCGAGGAGAAGACUGAGGAGUCCGAGCCUGUUCAGGCCGCCUCUUAA